Chaetomium fimeti is the source of this 2708-nucleotide messenger RNA. Its product is annotated as SPT8-like protein. The transcript has a single exon. The coding region runs from base 106 to 2238 and encodes 710 amino acids. The record is from RefSeq and is a predicted model, not a curated record. Lineage: Eukaryota; Fungi; Ascomycota; Sordariomycetes; Sordariales; Chaetomiaceae. Gene Ontology annotation, molecular function: protein binding. Gene Ontology annotation, cellular component: nucleus; SAGA complex.
CUUCUAACGAUUCAACAACCGUGACCCGUAGUUGCGCGAUAGCUUGCCUUUACAUCAAUUUGAUCUCGCAAUAAUAUCGCCCAAUUGUCAAACCCGGCUUUCAAUAUGGAUGACGAAUACGCGAGUUCCGAGAACGAGCAAGAUGAGCUGAUGGAAGAUGCCGAGGACCUCGAGGCCGAGAACGACGCCGAGGAGGAAAACGAGGACGAAGAGGAGGACCAAGACGAACAAGACGAGCCUGAACCAGGGCAGGAAGCGGAGCCCGAAGCUGAAGCCGAAGCCGAAACAGAGUCAUUGGCUACCUCUCAAGCACCCGCUCCCGAAGGCCAACCACCCAGUCAAGAUGCGACUAGUAGCGCAACCGUUGCGCCCACGAGCCCCACGAUCCAGAAUCGAUGGCGUCCGGUCCUGCGGCAAGAGUACAUCGAUGCCCCUCUCUACGAUAUCGUUCCGACUAUGGCAGCGCCCCAGGCCACAAGCGUCAAUGCCAUGGCGAUCACCCCCGACCUGCGGUAUUGGAUAACGGGGGGUUCCGAUGGCUACAUUCGCAAAUACGACGGUAUGGGCACAAUCAAUGGAAAACAACAGCUCACCGUAGCUCAGCGGCAUCCGUUCGUCGAUAGCGUCGUCAAAGCCGGUAUACUGAUGAGCUACUGGGAAAACGAAGAGCCCUCGCCCCCAAAUGCCCGCGCCGAGGACCGGGUUCUGUCGCCGGUUUACAGCCUCGCCGUGCACAGCGGGGCGCUAUGGCUAUUGAGCGGGCUCGAGAGCGGCGGCAUCAACCUGCAGAGCGUGCGUCACGACGAGGGGAAGAGGAUACACUGUCUGCGGGAUGGCGGGCACACCAACGCCGUCAGCGUGCUGCAGCUAGCCUCUGACGAGAAGAGCGUGCUGAGUGGGAGCUGGGACAAGACGGUGCUUGACUGGGAUCUGAAUACCGGCAACGUCAUAAGGCGGUUUGAGGAUAGGGGAGGGCAGAUCUCGGCCAUCGAGUUGCGCCCGCUAAGUGGGGCGCCUAUCCCGGCCGAGGCGAGUGAGCUCGAGGUGAAGAGCGAGACGUUUUUCGCCGAGACGAAACCCCGGGUGAAUGGGUUCUUCCAAAAUGGUGUCACUGAUGAGGCCGGCGGCGCGGAGCACGCAGCUCGCAAUGGCCCGGGGGGAACCGGCGACGGUGCAGGGUCACCAGAACAUGAAUCGCUUUUUGGCAGUCCGGCUGGGUCUCUCUUUGGUGACAAUGACACGAUGGGUGGCGGAGGCGGGGGGGCGUUUGGUGACGACGACGACGAGUUCUCACGGGCUAUGGACAUGGGACUUCACGACGAUGCCAACCACGACGGACUGGACCACUCAGGCGACUUUACUAUGGGUGAUACCGACAUGGCUGGCGGGCCUGCUCUAGACAUGUCAACGACAACCGAGGCACCUCCCCCUACACAGGAUGGCGCAGCCCCUGCCCAGCCCGACUCUCAUGGUGACGUCUCUCGCAGCGACACAUUGACGGCCGAUACGGCUCACGACAUGUCGGUCGACUUCGCCCAAGCACCCGCCACCUCCGAGACCACCCAACAACCCCCCGCCUCCUCCGCUCCCACCGACCAGCAGGCCAAUCCUGCAGAACCCCCUCGCCCCACAUCCUCCCAUACCAACGGCGGCGGGCCUUCCCUAGUCUUCACCUCGGCCGCCCCCCCACCACACACGGACCCGACCCAAUCGUCAACCAGCACCUUCCUCUCCGCCGCCAUCGACGGGCCCAUCCGGCUCUGGGACCGGCGGGUGCCCGACCCCGUAGCCCGCAUCAACAACCGGCGCGGGGUACCGCCCUGGUGCAUGGGGGCGUGCUGGUCGCCGGACGGCAACUGGAUCUACGCGGGGCGGCGCAACGGCACGGUGGAGGAGUACUCGGUCCACAACGCGACGAGCACGUGGAUGCCGGAGCGCACGCUGAAGUUCCCCGCCGGCUCCGGCGCCGUCAGCUGCGUGCGGCCCAUGGCCAACGGCCGCCACCUCGUCUGCGCCUCCCACGACAUCCUGCGCCUGUACGACCUGCGCGACAACUCGGCCUUCAAGCACAGCAAGGUGCCCUUCAUCAUCAUCCCCGGCCCGCCCCGCGCCGGCGUCAUCUCCCAGCUCUAUGUCGACCCCACCUCCCGCGUCAUGAUCUCUACGGCCGGCACCAGGGGGUGGGAUGGCACGUCGACUGAGGUGUUGAUUGGGUACGAGAUUGGCGUGUCUAAGUAGGUAGAUGGGUGUAGAGUAUCCCGGGGUAGGGGGGACGGAUAGGUGGAGGUGAGUGGAAUGGGGUGCGGGCUUUGCUAGAGUUGAGUUGUGUCACGGGUUGAUGGGCGUUGAUAUGCUCUGCGGGUGGUGUGGUGUGGUCUGCAGUGAUGAUGAAUAAGAUAGGUGGUAACUGUGACGCGGUUGGCUUUUAGAAUACCCACGUGGGAUGGCGUUGGAGUUAUCGUGGAAUCGGGGACUAUGGGGGAUCCGGAUCAUUUGCUUCACUUCGUAACAAUUUUAGGCUCGACGUUACUGUGUGGUGCAAACGUCUGGACGCCCCGGCACGCGACAAUGGGCUGCACACACAUCUUAAAAGAAACAAGACUUGAUCAACAAAUUUGACGCGGCAAUGGUGACAAAACAACGCUCGUUAAAUUAAACUAACAAAUGUACGCUACGCUCCACACCUGGCUCCCCAUCCCUCCUCCUAA